AUGAAGCUCGAAAAGAUCGGCCUAAUUUGUGUCCUCGUUGCGGUGGUGGCGUUCACGGGACCGCGUGGAGUCGCCGGUUCGUGUUUGAUGAUCAACACGAGAACUCCGAAGGUGUAUUUGUACCAUUGUUUUAUGUCGAAUAAUUAUUUGGCCGAUAUCGAGAGUGCACCGAUCGACAUUCCACGUGUUAAAUUCGACACCGCUCAAAUACAAGUGAUACGCAACAGAUCGUUCGCUCGAUUGAGCAGCGGUCUCGAGAGUCUUCAAAUUACCUAUUCCGAAAUUGGAACAAUUGAGAACAGCGCUUUCGAGGGUCUUCUAAAGCUAAAAAUACUGGAGAUUACGCACUGCAAUUUACAGACAUUGAAAGGUGCUUGGUUCAAAGGACUUCCGAGUCUGAAGAUAGUUUCCUUCGGCAACAAUGACAUAAAGCGUAUAGAAAACAGCUUUUUUUCCAUCGUACCGUCACUCGACGUCUUCGACAUAUCGUGGAACGACUUGAACUGCAUUCACACAGGAUCGCUCACGCCUUUCAGGACGAAGAAAUUCUUCUUCCGUUUAAAUUCACUAACCUGGGAAUGCAUGUACGCUCUCAUGGACUGGGUGGAAAAAAAGGGGAUCGAACAAUCCGAUUUUGGGAAGGGCGACUUCGACCCUUCUUCCGAAGUAUUGAUGGAAUGCGAAGAUGAAUUGCGACAAAGUUAUGACCAGCUAAACGGCGAAAACAUGAAAAGGUGCGCCAUUAAUACUCUGAACAGUCUCAUACCACCGCAAGGAGAACACACGGUCAGCCAAAUUUACCAAUUUAUGAAGGAGAGGCCCUCUCCACUCAUGGCCCCUUUCCAUUAA
Athalia rosae (coleseed sawfly) is the source of this 849-nucleotide messenger RNA. RefSeq names its product nyctalopin-like. The coding region runs from base 1 to 849 and encodes 282 amino acids. Gene Ontology annotation, molecular function: protein binding. Gene Ontology annotation, cellular component: plasma membrane. The transcript has a single exon. The record is from RefSeq and is a predicted model, not a curated record. NCBI's taxonomy places the organism in Eukaryota, Metazoa, Arthropoda, Insecta, Hymenoptera, Athaliidae.